This is a messenger RNA of Fomitiporia mediterranea MF3/22, 942 nucleotides long. RefSeq lists its product as uncharacterized. The coding region runs from base 1 to 942 and encodes 313 amino acids. The transcript has 8 exons. The record is from RefSeq and is a predicted model, not a curated record. Lineage: Eukaryota; Fungi; Basidiomycota; Agaricomycetes; Hymenochaetales; Hymenochaetaceae.
AUGACUCGGCGUGACGCUAUAGAUUCCGCUUGUCUUAUCGUCGGCAUUAUCAGCUCGGAAGUCUCGACUCUCGACUUCUCGCUCAAAAGCUCUCCGAAUCUACGAAUCUGUGAUAUCUCAUCUAAGAGGACAGAAGAAGACUCUACGCCUAGACAUGGAUAUGGACCGCUACUUGACUCUCUCUUUGCUUGCCAAACGCCACUAAUGCGUUUCGUAUUUUCUGCUACCCUGACAGACGUAUUUAGUAGAUUUGUAGAUAUAAAUAUAUCUGUUCCGCUUGGCGCCUAUACCGACACUCUAAUGCACAGCAGCUCAUUCAACGACCCAAUCGAGGUACAUCCGAUUCCGCACGGGACGUCGGAUCUAUGGACUACCUCAAAUGAGUGUCGAGAAACGCGUUCGGACAUCUCCUUAGCUCCUUGGACCCCUAACUUCCUGGCUUCUAACUUCUCGUCUGCGGAGUCGACUGAUCUCGUCCGCGAGAUGGAUUUAUUGGGAAUCUGCUUCUCCCUCUUCUUCCUUUCUUCGGCGUCUGCGGAACUGAUUGCUUUCGUACAGGAGGUUGAUCUCUCAGCAUUGGAUUCGACAUCGGGUCUUAGCUGUACACGAUCUUCCGAUGCUGAUGCUGGUUCUGAUUCUAGUAUACUUCCGAGCGCUUCCGCCUUCCUUGCCUCUCGCACCACAUCGUUACCUUACUUAGAAAGAGCCGCUAUGCUCGUAGCGCGUACACUCGAAGUUCCGAAUCCGAAGUUCCGAGCGAAAGAACCUUCGAGCUCGAAGCGCUGUGGUGGAUUACCUCCUGAAAAACUUCCAAUCGUCCUAGUGACCUACUCGAGUGACCCCCACAAUGGAGGCUCUUACCAUUCUGGAUUGACUGCGCAGACGUCUGGCUCUGGGCCGUUUAGAUCCACAUCAGCAAUGCCAGAGGAGAUGAUGAACUAG